GAGUAUAAAAUACGCGACGCGGUUUGCUUAGGCUUCAAAGUUUUGUUGACUUAGUUAGUUAAACGUUCCCAAUAUUUUUCACCAUGAAGCUGCUGAUUCUUCUUUUUGCGUUCAUCGCUCUUGCAAGCAAUUCUUUGGCUCUGAAAAAUGAAAUCUGUGGAUUACCCCCUGCCGCUAAUGGCCUUUGCUUGGCAUAUUUCCGCCGCUGGUCUUAUGAUUCUCAAUAUAACGUAUGCUUUCCAUUUACCUACGGAGGAUGUCAGGGCAACAAAAAUUCAUUUGAGACCCAGGAAGAGUGUAUGGCUAAGUGCGUGGAGUAAUAUCUCUACAAAGAUAUCUGUAUCUAUGUACGAAACACAAUACAAUGCUCGUUUAUGUUUGAGAAA
Drosophila simulans is the source of this 386-nucleotide messenger RNA. It is a transcript of the gene Acp24A4, whose product is annotated as hemolymph trypsin inhibitor B. Gene Ontology annotation, molecular function: serine-type endopeptidase inhibitor activity. The record is from RefSeq and is a predicted model, not a curated record. Gene Ontology annotation, biological process: negative regulation of peptidase activity. The transcript has 2 exons. NCBI's taxonomy places the organism in Eukaryota, Metazoa, Arthropoda, Insecta, Diptera, Drosophilidae. The coding region runs from base 84 to 320 and encodes 78 amino acids.